GUCGCCGAGAGAGACGUCGGCCCGUCGUCGUGCCUCCUCGUGUUUUUCAGUUCCGACCGUACGACGGCGACUAACGAGACAAACGGAAAAAUUUUUUCUUCGAAGGAAGGAUAUAUAAAUAUAUAUACACACACACAUAUACAUACAUACACACACAUAUAUAUAUAUAUAUAUAUAUUCGUCUCCCUUCCGGUAUUUCGCUCGGCACGCGGCCUCGAGAUGCCUCUUCGCCGGUAGACGCACUUAAAGGUGGGAACGCACGCGGGAAAGCAACAGUGUUUUGGCAAUACAAAUACCCGUGGAUACGGUGCCGGUAUCACGUUCCAGGAAUUCUCGUCGAUGGAAAUAUGUUGUAUUGGUAAAUAAUCGGGAUACACAGUUGAGAGCACAGAGUGACGGAGCAGGAGUUUCGAUUUUGGACCUGGAAGGCGUGGUGCUGCUCCGCGGAAGGAUACAGUAGUUUGUUGCUCGAGCCGAGGACCGUGGGAACGAGAGAUUUGUUUAUUACGUUUAUUUUGUUGUGCGAGCAAAUGAAAAGCGUAGCGAGAAAGGGAAGGUCGUGUUACAAGGAGUCGAUGAGUCAGUGAGUUUCUCGUGCAGGCAGUGUCGGGUGGGCCGUCGCCAACAGGUUACAAAUGAAUAUUUCGAGAAAUAUCGACGAUCAAUCGCGUCGUCCGCGCAUUAUUUUCGCGGAGGAUGAAGAAGAGGUAUGAAAGAUCGGCCGAGAAUACCAGGUGAAAUGAGUGACCGCCUUACAACGUACAAUAAGGGACGCACGAUUCAGAGGAUAUAAUACGUGUCGACGUGUCGUUACGUUAUAACGAUCGGCAGUGAAUCAAGUGGCAAACCCGCGCGCGCUUCUGGCAUUUCGUAUAAACGCAACUACUACAAAUCCACCACGUGCCUUUCUUCGUCCUCUCGUCCGGACGACGGUUCGUCUCAACCUCUGAGAUUCUCGCUUCUCUCCCCCUCCCCUACACCGCCAUGAUAACCGCCACGACUGCUCUCUCGCUCAGCUCCGUUUCAAGCCCCGCGGCCCCGGAACAGGUGUCAGCGUUCGUGUUAUCCGUGCAUCCGCCAUCCACAGUGUUCCAUCAUUGAACACGGCCGAGGAAUCGAACGAGAACGCACACCCGAGGAAGAAAGAAAACCACGUUUCUCACAAAGAAACUCGCCCUCUUCCAACGAAACAACACAACACAACCUCCGUGGAAAUGUCCGCACAAUGCUCCGCUCCGAGACGUCUACCGUUCAUCGUACCCUCGGAUGUAGAGAAGUACGUUGACUUCGAGCCGAGUUCGAGGUCCAAGCUUCUCCGAAAUUUCCACGGAGUAAGAAUCACCUCAGAGAGGGUGGUAUCGCACGUUGGCGCAACGUUGCUCGCACAGUUGUUCUCCAUUUUCCUCGAGGAUAUCCGAGCAGCGUCGAGGUAUUCCUUUGGCUUACGUCUUAAGAAAGAAUAUAUAUAGAAAACGUAUAGAGGGACGUAGGAAGGAUAGAGAUCGUGACUGGAACGGGCACGCGAGCCUGAGGAGAAGGAACAAGGUGGGGGAGGGGAAAAGCGGGGAGGGGAAAUCGUGGUGCACAAAACGGCGAGAAGAUCGUCUUACUAUCGUUAACGACAACGAGACGUUUCCCCCAGAUUCCCUCCACUUACCUACCCCGUUCUGGAAUUCCGUGGCAAUUGUACCGUUCGUGUUGCGCAUGGUAUAUCGACUAUAAAUAGAUGUUUUCUCGCGUUAGAUCGUACGUCUUGAGCCAGGAAAACAUUGGAGGAGCGGUGGAGAGUGUGUAACGCUCGGGUCGGCACGACGUUCAGGCCUCCUUCUUUCUCUCUCUCCCUGCCCUUCAAGAGAUCAAGAGGAGAGGAUGAACCGUAACGUCACUUGGCCGCAGCUUGUUUCUUAUCCUUAGAUACAAUUAGGUAGACGAGUAUUGGGUCCAAAAGGAAGUCAAACGAAGACAUCCAGCCUUCUCGUAGGGAGAAAAACGAUAUAUCGACUCUGUCCACGCAGCUUCUUAUAUAUAUAUGCGAAUUUUGUACAAAACGAAAACACCAAGGAACAACAACGAUCCUCUCGCGAAAGACUACUCAGCUGAGCAACUUGGGACUUCGAGGCUUGUUCCUCGAGGCAAAAGGCAAAGGCGUGCACGCAUCGCCGCGUUAAGCGGCAAUUUUCUUGGUGGUUUACUUUUCCUGCGGUUUACUAUUUUUCCUUCGCCUUUUGUAUCUACGUAAGAGAGAAAGCGAAAGAGAGAGAGAGAGAGAGAGAAAGGAAAGAAUCAUCUCGAUUUCGAUCGUCCGUCGACCAGCAACGAAUCUUCUCCGAUCAUCUUUUCGUUCUCUUCCUCUUAGAAGUUUUUUCUCGAGAAGAAGAUUAAAAAAAAAAAGAGAGAAAAGGGAAGAAGAGAUUUUUUUUUUAGGAACAAAUUGUCGACAAACUAUCGCCGAUAUUUAGCCGGUGCUUCUCCUUUUCCCUCGAUGAUCAUUAUGCUCAACUCGUGCUGUGCUUUUUUCUACCGUGCUUGUACGCAUGCUGCGAGUGUUUUUUCAGUGCUGUAGUGUCACACGUUAAUUAUUAAAAGCAAGGCUUAACGAGCCUUCGAUCGAACGCCAAACGUCUCGUAGGCCCAGCUACCUGGGAAUAUUCCUGCGAUGCCUGUUAGACGAGGUCACGUGGCGCCCAGGACAACGAUCAUCGAAACCAUCAUCAGGAAAUUCGAUACGCACGAUCGAAGUUUUUUAGUGGCCAACGCUCAACAGGGACUAUGUCACAUAAUAUAUUGCUCGGACGGUUUCUGCCGGCUGACAGGCUUUUCGAGGGCGGAAGUGAUGCAGAGGCCGGCGAUCUGCGAGUUCCUUCAUGGGCCAAUGACGUCGCCCCAUGCGGUCGCAGCCCUCCGCGACGCCCUCGCCGCCGGCGUCGAAAAGCAUUUCGAGAUCCUUUACUACAGGAAAGACGGCACCAAGUUUCUGUGCAGCGAGGUGAUAGCGCUAAUAAGGAGCGAGGUGGACGAGAUCUGCUUGCAAAUCAUAAAUUUCGAGGAUUUGAGCUCGCAGCCAUCCCCGCAGCCUGCAAUUCCGCCCCCAAGCCAGACCAACAACAGGCUCGUCACACGCUAUUCAAUGACGUUGACUGGAGCAGUCGACAGGGCAAGGGCGUCGUUCCGUGCUGGCCUCUCCAGGACCGGUGUCGUUGGUCCGCCAAGGGUCAGGAAUCGGCCGAGAACCGCGACCAACUUACCUCAUCGACUUGCUGACGGGACCAUCCUCGACGAGGACGCCUCUGAGAACUGCCCACUAACAUGUGGUUCACCUACAAUGAUGGAAUCUUGGGGUCCUGGGAGGACUGGCACACCCCCGCCUGCUCUUCCACCCCCUCCAGCUGGGAGCAACAAUGGUGGUGCAACGUCUGCAGCAACCGCAACCGUUGCACAGCCCAGCACAACCGCGCCGAUUGCCAGCCCGGAAGGGGUGAGCGACGUGUCCCAAAAGUCUGGAAUUUGGGAGGGGGCGAACUUCUCGGCGGCCGGCGGCGCGGAGGGACCGUCCCGAAGCGUGUCGCAUGCGGCGAGCUUGGACGCGAUCUCGAGGAGGGCGGUGAAACCGGACACGGCGAGGGUGCCGUGUCGCAGCCUCACCUGCAGCGUUUUAGCGGGCCGAGGGAGCGAACACGUCACCCUCGAGCGACGACCAGCGACAGUCGAUAAUCUCACGGAAGCAACUAAACACUCGAAAAUCUUUCCCGGCGUUGCGUCCGAAAGUGACUUGCAAAAAUGGCGGAUGUCGAAAGACCGGAAGUCGCCAUCCCUCAGCCAGAUGGGGCCAGAUUCCAUCAAACACAAAUUCUCCUUGCAGGACAACGGGUCCGCGAAAUACUUCCAAGGAGCCAUGCACACGUCGAACAUGGGAGAAAAGGUAGCCCAGGUGCUGUCCCUUGGAAACGAUAUCCUCCCAGAGUACAAAUUACAGUCACCUAGAAUCGGCAAGUGGACCAUACUACACUAUUCACCCUUCAAAGCGGUCUGGGACUGGGUGAUACUGUUGCUCGUAUUGUACACCGCCAUAUUCACCCCGUACGUAGCCGCCUUCGUCCUGUCGGAUCCGGAUUACAACAGCAGGAAGAACAAAAAGUACAGUGACGAUCCCAUCGUCAUCAUAGACUUCAUAGUCGACGUCACUUUCAUAGUGGACAUCAUCAUAAAUUUUCGCACGACUUUCGUGAAUAGCAACGAUGAAGUGGUGUCCCAUCCUGCAAAGAUAGCCGUCCAUUACCUGAAGGGUUGGUUCAUCAUCGACUUGGUGGCGGCCAUACCCUUCGACCUUUUUCUCGUUGGCUCUCACACUGACGAGCUCGGCUUGGACAAGGACGAGACGACCACCUUGAUAGGACUAUUGAAGACGGCUCGUCUUUUGCGACUCGUCAGAGUAGCCAGGAAGAUCGACAGGUACAGCGAAUAUGGAGCUGCUGUUUUACUACUUUUGAUGGGCACCUUUGCUCUUAGUGCCCAUUGGAUGGCGUGUAUAUGGUACGCCAUAGGGAACGCGGAGAGACCAACGUUGAAGAGCAAAGUCGGUUGGCUCGAUAUACUUGCCAACGACACGCAUCAGUUUUAUUUUCACAAUAACACCGGUGGGCCGAGUAUAAAGAGCCGCUACAUCACAGCACUGUAUUUUACCUUUAGUAGUUUAACAUCGGUGGGCUUUGGAAACGUGGCUCCAAACACGGACACCGAGAAGAUAUUUACUAUAAUCGUUAUGCUAAUUGGAUCUUUGAUGUAUGCCAGUAUCUUCGGUAACGUCUCGGCGAUCAUUCAGAGGCUUUACAGCGGCACAGCAAGAUACCACACGCAGAUGCUUCGAGUUCGAGAGUUCAUCAGAUUCCAUCAGAUCCCGAAUCCGCUUCGUCAGAGGUUGGAGGAGUACUUUCAACACGCUUGGACGUACACGAACGGAAUCGACAUGAACAGCGUUCUGAAAGGAUUCCCCGAGUGCCUUCAGGCGGACAUAUGUCUUCAUCUGAACAGAAAUCUUUUAAACAAUUGUAGAGCCUUCGAGGGUGCGAGUCCUGGUUGUUUGAGGGCGUUAUCGUUAAAAUUUAAAACCACACACGCGCCACCCGGUGACACGUUGGUUCAUCGAGGAGACGUGUUAACGUCCCUGUACUUCAUAUCGAGAGGAAGCAUAGAGAUAUUGAAGGGCGACGUCGUGAUGGCCAUACUCGCCAAGGACGACAUAUUCGGGGAGAAUCCUUGCAUAUAUCCGACCGUUGGCAAAGCGUCUUGCAACGUGCGAGCGUUGACCUAUUGCGAUCUGCACAAGAUACACAGGGACGAUCUGCUCGACGUUCUGGCCCUUUAUCCAGAAUUCUCGAAUCACUUCAGCCAGAAUCUCGAGAUCACUUUUAAUCUGAGAGACGAGGAACAGGCUGGUGUCGAUCCAAUAUCAGCAAGGUUUCCUGUCAGUACUCCAACGGACGUCGAUGCCGACGCUAGGAGAUUCGCUUUCCGUCCACCAAGAUACCGUCGAGGACCCGGUGGUGGUCCUGGCACCAAUCUUAUCCCCACUGGUCGACAAGACUCUUUACAGGGUGAUCAGGAAGAUUACGACAAAGGAAGUGGCCACGGAAUUCUGGAGUUCAGCACCGACAAAGCCGGCCAAGAUGUGACGCCAUUGAACCUAGAAUUCGACGAGCCGAAACAGAGGAGCUCCACGUUGAACUCCAUAACCGGCAUGCUAACCCAUCUCAAGCGCAGCAUACCGGACCUACGCCAACACAAGAUCCAUCUUCAACCACUGACGAGUCACGAUUACCUUGCCAAGCAGAUGACCACGCCGUUGACGAAACCAGCGCGGAGAAGCUCGGCCGCUGGUGAAAGCUGCCUCAGCCAGAACGCGGUACAUCCGACCUCGACGACAUCCAGUCACUACACUACACCGUCGCCACCUCAGCAUCCCCAGACUCACGGCGACUUUCAAAGCGGACCGGGCCGACCCGUGGAAGAGAUAAACGCGAGGAUAGACCAACUGUCCCGCCAAGUGUCCUCGUUGGAGCACUCGAUGGGGGAGAACAUCAGGUUGAUCUUGACGCUGCUCCAACAGACGCUCAACUCGUCGAGGGAGAGUUCGAGCAUCGAGAUGAUGGCUGGCCCGACCUCGGUCGGCCUGUCCAAAAGUAGCAGAGCCCCGGCUUUGGUCCAACGGUCGGCCAGCGAACCUCAACCCCCUACCGGCCCCCCGUCCAGUAACGGGAACGGGAAGAUCCAGCCUAGCACGUCCCACGGUUUGUUCAGCUUUCUUUCGAAAUCCCUGGAUCAGUUGCAUUUGAUUUCGGCGUCUUUUAUUUUGGAAAGGUUGGACAAGUUCCGAAGCAGACCCCCAACGAAAGAGCCAAUGUCGACAUCCUCGGGAACGUCGCGAUUGACAGUCACGUCGGACACGUCCGCGUUGGCCACGGCCUUGCAAACGGCGUUGAACGGGAGAACGGCGCCAACGAGGUCCCAGAGCCAACCCGUCGACCUGGCCGUGCCGCCCCCCUCGCAACAGGCGCAUCUGCCGCACGCGUGGCACAGUCAACCCGCUGCAUUCAGGAGGGGAGAGUUCAGGAGCGGGUACAGUUCGUUCAACAAACGUUCAGAGCCCGAGGGUGAGGAUCCGUGGAGCUGCGUGGUGUCCGUGUCGGAUCGAGGGGGUGGGCAGCGGCCUCGGAGCAGCGAGUCCCGCAAGGAGCCGACGAAUCAUCGCGGCUCGAGCGAGCUUGGCGCCGCUCAACGUUCGGAGAGCAGGCAGCCAGGCCGGGACGAGGCGGGCCAGGGGCAGCGGCAAGAGUCCUCGAGGCAGGCGAGCGAGGACAUCUCCUGGGAGUUCACGAUAAACGAGGCGCCGAUCGCGAGACUGGAAUCGUUGGACGAACUCGAUCAGGAUCACGUCAGUUAAGGCCAACGUUCCCUCCUAACCCCCACCCUAACCGCCCCCCUUCCUUUUCGAACCAAUUGCAGACUCGCUUGCGACUGAAACGCGACGCGUAGCCGGGGCUUUAUAUCGGCUAUUGAUACCAAUUGAUCAUUCGGAUGGCUGUGGACUCCUUCCGUUUCCCUCUUCGAGGAUCUAACAAACGUGGCGCCAGGAUUGGAACAACACCAGCCCGACGAUCGAUUUUCUCUUGGGGAUCCCUCCUCCUUUGAUAUCGCUCGAACUUUAUUCUCUCUCUCUUUUUCUUUUCUUUUUUGCUUCGUUCUUAGAGAGGGGAGAAAUCGAGAUAUUUUUCCUUUCUCCCGCGCUUAUUUUACGUUAUAUUUCUCGUAUUCUCGCGUUAGAAUUUAUAAGAGAGAGAGAGAGGCUCGCUGCUCCCUUUUUCGUUGGGAGGUCAAAAUUCGGUAUUUCGACGAAAGCACAAUCUUAUUUCUUUUUUUCCUCACUCGAAUUUUCUACGAAUUCUCUGUAUAUCGAUUGUUUGUGUCAGCGAGUCCCAAUUUUCUCUUUGAAUCGGGUUGGGAUCGUUAAAGAGAAUAUCGAUCGGCGGGCGAUCGGCGGCGAUAUCGAUCGCGGAGGACGAGAGUUUACGUAAGAGGUGGAGAGACGUACGGAGGAGAAGAGGGAAGAGCGAGAGAACAGAGAGCACGAGCGGCGUUUUCGAAAAAUGUUGUGUACAUAUGCAUAUGCAUGUAUAAAGACACGUGACGCGUGUAUACACGCGUGUUACACGGAUGCGUUUUUCCGCGACACAUAUUCAUACACACACACACACAUACACGCAUACACAGAGUUAAUCCAAUCGCGGUGAUAUAUAUGACUUUGCUUUCAAGGUUUCCACCCCUAUUUACGCUAUUUUUUUCCUUGGAGCAAUUUUUUUUAAUCGAAUUAAAUAUAAUACACAGACAGAUACAUGGACACGCAAACACAAACACACACACGUACGUAUUCCCCUCCGGUGGCGAUGCUUUUUUGUUUUUUCACGUGGAAAGCUUUCUUUCGUUGCUUAAUACCGUGUAGAAAGGAGAGAAAAAUGAAACGGUGGAAGAGGAAAAUUUAUAUUAUAUACGGGGAGAAGAAAGGAGAGCGAGGGGAAUUAAUAAUGAAAGGGAAAUAAAAUAAAGAAGAAUAAAAUGAAAUAGAAGAUCGAUGUUUACGGGAUUAAAAAAAAGAGAUAUUUUAAAAAAAAAAAGGGGAGAGAAAAAAUGAGAAUAAGUGGAGCAAACUGAAGGGCGGAAGUUGAAAUCGAAAUAGGAGGCGGCUCGUGGUGAGUUUGUUGAAUUUUUGGGAAUUCGAACGAUCGCGUCACGAAACAACGUAUUUGCUCGUUUUUCGACUGAGAAUACUUUCUUUUCUUUUUUUUUUUAUUGUUGACAAAAAGAGAGGAAGUAAGAAGUAAAAGAAAAAAAAACCACGAAAGAUCGUACGUGUUAAGAAAAUGAAGAAAAAAAAAAGAAGAAGAAAGCAAGAGCUGGAUGAAAGAUCGAACGAUCGAUGACGAACGGAAUUAGGAAUAUAUGCGAGAACGAACGAGAGGAAUACUAAUAGAAAUACAAUUCUGAGUGCCACCUAUACCGAAUAAAACUGCAAUGUCCUUUAUACAGACAACUAAAAAAAAAAAAAGAAAAAAAAAAGAAAAAAAAGAAAAAAAAGAAACAAAUUAAUAAAUAAAUAAAUAAAUAUAUAAAAAGGAAAUUGACGAGAGAAAAUAUGGGACAAGCGAGAAAAUGGGGAAAAAUUAUUAAUAUGAGAGAGAAUUUAGAUAAUUACUAAUAUUCUAUUAUUAUUAUGAUCAUUCUUACGAUUAUUAUUAUUAUUGUUAUUAUUAUUAUAUUAUAUUAUAUUAUUAUAUUAUUAUUGCCAUAAAGUAGGGAAGAAACGCAAGCGCGAUGGGGAGGAGGCAGAGAUAAGAUUAUAGAAAAUAUCGACGGUAUAAAUAUGGUUGAAAAAGAAAAGAGAAAGAAAGAAAGAAAAGAACAAGAGAAAAAAACAACAACAACAAUUGCCUGCGCAAUAACGGUAUAUAUAUGUGUAUAUACAUGUUAUACGUACAUUUGCUCGUGUACGUAUAUACACUGGUGCCGUGUGUAUGCGUAUACACGUUGUAAAAAAAAAAAGGGAAAAAAAAAAAUUUUUUACAAGAUAUAUCUCGAAUUAAUCGAUAACUAACUAAGCGUACGUUGGUUUCUCUUCCUCACUUUUCGUUCUCGACCUCCCAAAGAGUGUUUACUUUUUUUCACCCCGUUCGGCGAUUUAUCACGCAAUGAUAAGGGUGGAAAGCGAUGAUCGAUGAUUCUCGAUCGUUUCUUUCUUACACGUUCUCGCUUCUGAGAGUUAGUUGACAACGGAAGAGAAGAUUUCUUUUUCCCCCCCCUCCCACUUCAAGAUAUUAUUAUUAUUAUUAUUAUUUUGCCAGUGAGAGGAUAUCGAGGGUAUUCAACACGAUUAAAAAAAAAAAGAACAAAUUCUUGACAAUAAUUUGAAAAUUAAUAAUUCGAUUGCUCGGAGAGAUUACUCGAUAUCGAAAUAUUCGAUCGAUAUCGUCACAUAUCACUUUGAAGAAUGAAAAAAAUGUCGAAUCACUUUUUUGUCAUUGGAGAUCGAAACUUUCUUCGUUGUCGAUCCUCGAAACGGAGGAUUCGGAACGAGUUGUAAUAGAAAUGAACGAAAGUGUGUAAGUUUUGAAAAGAGAAAGGAAUAUAUCGUGUUCGCGAUAAGGGAAGGAGCGUGGAAAGGAAUGAGGAGAUGAUGAAAGGCGAAGGGACGAAAGAGGGAAAGAAAGAGGUACGUACGAUCGAGGAUCAUCGAUCACGGAUUCGUUCUUUGCUCAGUAUUUUAGGCUGUAAAUGAAUAAACCGAUACAUUCGAUGUAACGAUUAAAUGAAAUCGUAGAGUUACUUUGUAACGAGAGAGGAGCAGCGGCGCAGCGCUAAAGAGAAGCAGCUUUUUAAUUACGAAUAGCAAUUAUCUUUGAUUAUUACCAGUAGUACACGCAGCACACGUGGAUUUUCGCACUUAGGUAACACGGCGAAACGGCGAAUGCGGAUUUAUUGUUCUUUAUAGGAAAAAAAGGAAAAAAAAAAAAAAAAAAAAAAAAAAAAGGAAAAAAAAAUAAAAAAGAAUAAUGGAUGUUCAGAAGAUGGUCCAAAAAAAGAGGACAACAGUGAUCACAAAGAGAAAGAGAGAAAGAGAGAAGCAAAACGAUAACUUUUAUUCGUUUCUAAAUUAAUAUUCAUAUCAGUGAACAUUCGUUACGAAUCUUUUCUUUUUCUUUUUUUUCUUUUUUUCUUUUUUUUUUUUCUUUUUUUUUCUUUAAAACAAAAUCGAUGAAAAAAUUGUUUCCAACGUUUUCGCGACGAUUCAAAGAUUCUAAAAAUCGUUCUGCGAGGAGAGAAAAUGCGGAAAAGUUAAGUUUCAUUUCGAGUGAUUUCGAAAUCGAAGAAAAACGACGCUUAAUUUUAAAUCCAAGUGUGAUGAACGAUGAAUGCACAACGAUAAAUAGAAUUUUAUUUCUAAGGAAUCAGCUUGUCAACUUGUCUACGAAAGUGUCUACAUUACCUGUUCAUUUUCAAAUCGUUGAUCAAUGUAUCUGUCCAAGAAUGAAGAGAAAAAAACAGUAAAAUUCUCUUAUGUUUCUUAGAUCCGAUUUUUCUUUACCAAUCGUUAAAAAGUAUAUAGUAUAAAUUUCAAUACAAAUCGAGUCACUGCUGUUCUCGAAAUCUACGCGAAUCAAUCUACGUGAACGUGCGAGACGAGAGCCGAGUAUGCUUUUACUAUUUUUCUUUCUUUUUUUUUUUUUUUUUUUUUUUUUUCCCUCCCCCAUCGAGAAAUGAUAAAUUUUAUCCGCGUUGAGUUAAGAAGAAAGAAAGAAGAAAAAAAAAACGACAGAGAAAAGAAAAGAGCCGGAUACCAAAAGACGUCCAUUGCAUCAUUCCCUAUAAGGAGGAUAAUUUCGCGAUAAUUAUUGAUAUAAUUUCGAAAUCAGACUUCGUACACACCCUUUUGAACAUCGAAUUUUUGCGAAGAUUUUUUAGGAUAAACACGAGUGAAUAAUAAAUACCCAUCGACAAUUCGAAUACAAUUCUUCGACGAAUCGAAACCUUAAAAGCGUAAAUUGUAAAUUGUCUUUGAAAAUUUUUUUACUCGCGACGAUGCAUUAUACUCGUUUCCCCGAGUGAAAUAUAUCCGACGACGCGUAAACUUCGUUAAGUAUUUGAACGGGAUUUGAACUCUUUUCUACGUUGAAUACGAUAGAUGAAGAAUUUCGAAGGAAAAAAAAAAAGAAAAAAAAAAAGAAAAAAGACGACUGCAAAAAAAACGCGAUUCACAUCAGAGAUCCGCUCUUUUUUUCUGACCGCAAGAAUAUCAAAAUCGAGAGAAGCAAAAAAAAAAAAAAAAAAGAGAAAAUAUACUUCACCUUCCGACAGGAAGUUUUCAACGCAAGUUUUCGCUUUUAAAAGUGUUGAGCUCUGUUCGAACGUUCCUUAAACUUCUCGAUUUUUCAAAUUGAAAGAAAAGAAGUUUAAGAUUCCAAUGGAAUCUGACGAGCAAAAGAACAAGAGGGAAAACUUGCGUUACAAGCUUCGAAACGAACGAAUCAAAUCGAUAUGAAACUUCCCCAACGAUCAACGAGAAACCUUCCCAAACUUGAAUUCGAAGUGUCACUUCAAAUUUCCUUCAAAAUCUCCACCGACUCUAAAAUCCAUAAUCUCGAGUUUCAAAAAACAUCAAAAUUUCGAGAUCAAUCCUCUCUGAGCCAACUUCCUCCAGAGACAUACAAGAAUCUUACCACCUUCAUCACUUCUUCGUCGAUCUUUUUCUCCCCUCUAAGAACUUCUUUCUUUCUUUCUUUCUUCCCUGCGCCCCCCUUCCCCUCGCACGAACGUCCUUCUCGAGAUUAACGAUCUUCACUCUCGACUAUUAUAUUUCGUAUUCAAGGAUAAAUCGCUGGAUCGACACGCACGCAAUCACACACAAACACACAAACACACACACACGCGUAAAAAGAAAAAAGAAAAAAAAAAGAAAAAAAAGAAAGAAAAAGAAAAAAAAAGGAUCGACACAGGACGAGUCAUCGAUGUAAUUAUAAUUCGUAUUGCGAAUGCGUAUUGUAAAAGUGUAUUCGUUUUUCUUUUUCUUUUAAUCGAAGCUGCCUCUCGCUUUUGAAUUCUACCGCGGCCGACCGAGAGAGGGAGAGAGAUAGAAUAAAUGGGGCGAGAGGAAAAGAGGGAGGGGGGUAGGGAAGGGAUCGAGACGAAGGAUCUUUGUAGGAUUCGUGCAAGGAUCGACACGACGACAGGCUGUGCGACGGGAUUCCGUCAAAGGGUGUUCCUCGAUCGACGAUUUCGACGAAAAUUCCAAUUUUGCGAUUGGAAUUUUUUUUUUUUUCCUUUUUUCCUUUUUUCUGUCUCUCGAGGGUCACGUUCGAGGGUAGAUUACUCGAGGAUCGAUUCGCAGAGGGUUGAAGACACUUGUGUGAUUAAUUCUGACACUCCGUGGGAGGGUUUUGUAAACAUUGUUGAAAGUAUAUUUAUUGUUAGAUGAUAUCGCGAGUAUAUUCCUUGAUGUAAAUUCGUAAUUUUCAUUGUUUGUUUUAAUUAGGCGAGGGAGGGGUGGUGGGGAUUUGUAAUUUGCGAUUUAAUCCAAUCUCGAUGAUUGUAAUUGUCCGUGACAAUUCGACUCGGUUAACCCUCUCGUUCCCUUCGAUAAGUCUUCGCGUAAUUUAGAAAUUAUACGAAAUGUUUAUCCCGAAAAAUUAAUCAUUAAUUAAUAGAUAACGUAUUAAAUAGAUAAAUUUAUUAUUCCACUCGAUAAACUAAUUAUUACACAGUUUCUAAUCGCUUGUUUGCCGUGUAAAUUGCCGGGCAGAAAAAAAAAAGUUGCAUAGUAAAUGUCUAAAUGGCUGUUAAAUAAUUCAAACGAGGGGGAAUGACAGGGUUAAAAAAGGGGGAGAAAAAAAAAAAGAAUUGAUAACGUACGCGAGAUGAGAGAUCGGCAAUAAUUUAAUUAACCUAUCCGCGCCAGUUUUGCAAUAAUUUAGCGAUAAGUGUUAUUUCAAAUUGAGACGUGUAAUCGAGUAAUUUACUCGCAACGGAUUAAAAAAAUACAAAGGGGGAGAGGAAAUAAAUAAUGGAUGAGAAACUCGAGAGAAGACAAUUCGAGGAACACUCGUCGCGAGUAUGCGUUAUAUUUCGUUUGUAAAGAUGAUAAGAGAAUUAAAAACGCGGAAAUAAAAUUAAGAGGAAGGAUGGAUUUAGAAGAUAGAGAGAAAGAGAGAGAGAGAGUGAGAGAGUGAGACAUGAAAUUCUAUCCGCGGUAGAUGAAUUUACUCGCGUUUUUCCCAGAUUAUGCAAUUUAAGAUUGUUCUAUAUAUAUGUAUUUAUAUAUAUAUAUAUAUACGACAUAAUCUUGGAUCGUAUCGAUAACGGUGAGCGCACUGAUUUGUAACAAGAGGAUUAAGAAAAAAAAAAAAAAGGAGAAUUUGUUCGUGAGAGAGAGUGAGAAAGUUUCGAGUGAAUGAAGAUGAGCUGAAAAAGCGAGGGGUGAAAGGAGUACGUGAGGGCGUGAAAGUGAAUAAAAUAUAAAAAGAGAGAAAGAGAAGAGAGAGAGAGAGAGAGAGGGAAAGAGAGAGAAUGAAGUGUGAGAGAUGAUGUAGUGAGAAAGAACGCGUGAGAGAGAAGAUAAGAUUUUUGUACCACCCCCUAAAUCAAUUCCUGCUCUUCACCGAGCACCCUCCGAGAUUAAAAUAAAAUUACACGAG
Molecule: messenger RNA, 13733 nt
Organism: Apis mellifera (honey bee)
Lineage: Eukaryota; Metazoa; Arthropoda; Insecta; Hymenoptera; Apidae
Gene: sei
Product: potassium voltage-gated channel subfamily H member 6
Exons: 25
Coding region: 2657-6937 (1426 amino acids)
Biological process (GO): potassium ion transmembrane transport; membrane repolarization during action potential
Cellular component (GO): membrane
Molecular function (GO): inward rectifier potassium channel activity
Source: RefSeq, a predicted model, not a curated record